CAUUGGCGUCAACAUGGCGGCGGUGGAAGUCAUUGUGAACAACUUGGUGGCCCUGUGGAGGAUACCAGCCGUCCGACAGCACUUCCCCUGGAUAUUUUUACUCAUUUCAGCCGUGGGCUCAGUGCUGAAAGAGCUGCAGCUCGUCCCGCAGACAUAUUUCAGCAGCAGCAGAAACGCCCUGAAUGUGUAUUUUGUCAAAGUGUCCUGGGGGUGGACGCUGCUGCUGCUGACACCCUUCCUUCUCCUGUCCAACUCCUCCUUCAGCAGGAGUGUCUCCUUCCUUGGCCGACGGCUGCUGUCAUUGGCAGUGGCAACAGCUGUCUGGUACAUCUGCACAGAGACAUUCUUCUACAUCGAGGACGUGACCGGCUCCUGUUUUGAAACUGACACUGUGACUGUUGUCAGCAUGGAGUUUACAUCCAAAGCUGCCUGCAGGCGGGCCGGCUUCCACUGGUACGGCUACGACAUCUCAGGACACUCUUUCAUCCUGGCCUACUCUGCUCUCUUCAUCAUGGAGGAAACGGUCCCGAUGGCCUCCCUGAAGGCAGCCAGUCUGUCUGCACUGCCCAGGAUGGUCCUCAACCUGCUGUACGUUGCCUUGAAUUUGAUCAUGUUCAUGUGGGUGUGGAUGUUUGCCUGCACCUCUGUUUAUUUCCAUGACCCAUCACACAAGUUGCUAGGGACCAUAUGCGCCCUGUUGGGGUGGUAUCUGACAUAUCGGGUUUGGUAUCUAAAGCCUUUGUCACCAGGACUCCCCCCUCAGCGCCACCCAAAAGAACAGAAACAGCAUGCCUGAGCUGAUGUCAUACCAUUCUUUAUGAGAUUGUUGCCAGUGUGACAGCAAUCCUCAAAGCAACACACUACAGUUAGGUUAUCUGUGUCCGGGUCCAAGCUGGCCACGCCACUUUAAGCUAUUUUAAGUUAUUCCCUCCUUACAAAAAGGUCGCUUUGUACAAGAUGACCGACUCGCAGUUCUUCCACUAUGUUUGGCAGCUGCUGAUCCCAAAAUGACUCUUGGUAAUCUGAGAUAAAACCAAGAAGCUGCUCUGCUGUCCAGCAUCAGCCUCUCACCUUCAGCCUCUGUGGAUCACGUGCUACACUAUUGUUUGUCCGCCUUAUGAUGCUUUACUCAAGACUGAGUAAUCGCAGAUUUUAGAUAUGAAUGGGAACACUUGAGAAUGUUUACAGCUCCAGUUGUAUAGCACUGAUGAUGUAUAUUUUUGCAGACCAAUGUACAGUAGACUUUCAAUGUUAUUUAUUUUAAAGCUACCAUCAGAACAUCAGACCCACAUUUUUUCCUACAUGUAGGAUUUAAAUGAGGUCCUCAUUAAAGUGGUUUGGGGUAACUGCAACUGUAUGUCAACAUUAUGUGUUAAGUUUGCCAAGAGGAUGUUGAACCUGAUUCAAAAUAGCAGUUAUAAAGAUUUUAAUACAUGUAUACUUUAAGUUGUAGGCCAGCAUUUUUUCUGUUUUUGCACAAUCAUUUUAUUAUCAAUUUAUCUCUCAAAGAAAAUUCUCAGUUGUUUAAAAAAAUGUUGAUAAAAUAGUACAAGAUGAUGCAAACAGACCCCAAAGAUAUACAGUUUACAAAACACAACAGCUAAAAACAAAAAAGUGUUUUCAAAACAACUUUGUGCAAAUUUGUUUUCCUGAUAAUCAACUGAUUGUUUCAACUCUAAUUUUCUUAUUGUCAACAGUUUCAGAAAAAGACAAGUACUGAAUUUAUUAUUGUAUUAUCAGAUGCUGCAAAUGCCUGAAAAGACUAAUUUCUCUGCACCAUUAAGGUCUAUUCCUACCCAAAAAACACUCAAUUUAACAGUGCAGUUUAUUUUCAUUCGCAUAUACACCAUUCCGCUGCCAUACAUACUCACUACUACAUCGUAUGUGUAUUAAUUCAUGUCUGAUAAUACCUUUGGUGAACACUACAGUGUCAUUUCUAUUUUAACAACAGAAACUGCUGUUAAAGAUUCUUCUGUAGAAACCAGUGUUCUUAAGGGUGAGAGUUGAAUGUAGUGCAGUAUUGAGAGACACCAACACAUUGAUGUGUUCAGUCUUUUCUUGGCAUUUGAGGACAAUAAGGAAUCCUGUUAAGGGGAAUUUGAGUAAAUUUAUGUACAGUAGUAUGUUUAGUUUUCUGGUGUUGGUGUGCGUUUUCUUAUAGCGUGUCAAAUACAGAAUUACAAACUGUACAGUGCUGGGAGCUGAGUGGGUUUUUGCCAAAAUAAUAAAAACAGUUUCUGUUAAUUCCAUUUUCAUUAUUUAUUUGUCAUUGAUGGCAACUGAAUAAAUUAAGGCUUAUGAACAAACAUCAUAAAAAGCACCAUAAAUAAAUGCAUAUAUAUAUAAAUAUAAAAAAUAAAAAGUAAAAAAUAAAAAAAUACUAUAGUGAAAUAUAAUGGCCACAAAUCACAACUAGGAUUUCUCGACUUGAACUCAUUGUGUGAUCCAAGAAGUACAGAUCCAACCCCUCAGGUAGCAUGAUUUCAGUCAGAGGAAGAAGUAAAGUCGUAACAGCUGUGCUUGCAGUACUCAAAUAAUGCCAAGCGUUCACAAUGAUUGGCUGGUUAUGACGGUUCUUGACGUUUGCCCCCACAGUGUCAAAAUUAGUUUAAACAUCGAAAAAUCAACAGAAAUAACAAAUGUCAAUACACAGUUUAGUGAAUUAUAUUCUUAGUUUGCGAUUGGAAGUCUUACUUUACACAUACAUGUCCUUUUGCUUACUUUCAAUCUAGGAAAAAUUCACACAUAUACACUUUUUAAUCUUUUCUAUUGUGCCAUUUACAUCACUGCUGCUCAAGCAAGAACAGUCUGAAACCAAAUAGCCUCCCUGUUUCUUAAAUGCAUAUCUAAAAUAUCUCCUUACCAACAGCUGAAUCUGUCCUGCACUCUACAUGCCAAACAUGAAACCGGAUACAAUGAGCUUUUCCACUUCUCUUAAUUAAAAUCAGAUCAAAUAUGACACAGAAAGGAGGCAUUGCUACUAAAGGAGCACGGAUCAUUGUCUUUGGUUCAACAUCUUCUGCUGCAGCUGCAGCGUGCUGCUAGUCACCACCUGUAGAGACAAGUUUCUGUGGCAGCAGAAAACAUGCAGCAUCCUGAAAAACCAAGGCUUUAGCCUGAACAGCUACGCCCCUCAGUGACGGAAAGAAAUGCUUUACUGCGAGUCCUCACUUCAAGAAUGUCUGUAUAACCAGCCAGAAAACCAAAAGCAGCUUACAACUCCAGCCAGUACCUCACAAUAAUGAGUUAAACCGAAAGAGUGCACAGUUCAGGAGCAGACUUACAACAUGUUAAAGCCUGGAAAUCUGACUAAGAAGAAGCAGAAAGGCUCCCAUUGAGGGUGAACAGAGUGUGGAGCAAGAAAAGUACACUACAUCAACAAAUGAGAUAGCUGGCAAGGCUAGCCAAGAGGAGAGAGCUUGAUUCUUUCUCCGUUUUAUACUCGUUUAGCCUUCAGCUUUUCCCCCUUCCCUCGUUCCCUUGUAUUUAACCUCUGAGCUCAUUUAAAAAAUCAACAUGGUAAACAAGCAUUAAAAAUAUCUAUCUGUAAAAACAAUCUUGCAUCUGUCAGGAGGAGUCGGCGACAAACAAACAGCAGUAAAUUCCAGUGAUUUUUUUAUUUCUUGCUCAGUAUUGCUGAGGGACCAACUCCAACACUGUGCUGUGCAGGUGCUUUAAAGGUUACAAUUAGCAGCAUAACAUUUAGAAAUCUGUGGUUUUUAUUUAAUCAUAAAUUCUGCCUCUGGGCAACACAAAACUUUCAGUGUCCACCCAUCACAAAAUGCCUACACAACAAGAAAGAACCCAUGCAAUGAAAUGUACAUCCUAAACCUAAAGCAACACAAUCGUGCCGCAGAUGCAGAAUUUAUCAUUUCACUACCAGUACGGCCAAGUGUAACUUUUUAAACACCAGCUUUUCCUGAACUCCUGCUGAGCGACAAAGAGAGUGAUAGUGGACCACCGUGUGCUGUGCAAUCUGUGGUGCUCUAAAUAAACCGACUCUGAACGCACACGUGUCUCUGUGUGUUAUUGUGUGUUGGGUGUACAGCUAGUUAAUGGAACAGUUUGACAUUUUGGGGGAAUAACAUGCUUUGUUUCUGAGAGUUUGAUGAAAACAGGGCUGCUGUUGGGUCUGUGUAACAGUUCAUAGCUGCUUGUUUGAUUUGCACCACCUGAAUGAAUCAGAUGAAAAAUGGGUUUGUAAAUGCUCAUGUUUGGGUUUUUGCUUUAGAAUUAUGAUAAAAUAUGACAAAAAAAA
Molecule: messenger RNA, 4258 nt
Organism: Stegastes partitus (bicolor damselfish)
Lineage: Eukaryota; Metazoa; Chordata; Actinopteri; Pomacentridae
Gene: fitm2
Product: fat storage inducing transmembrane protein 2
Exons: 2
Coding region: 14-796 (260 amino acids)
Biological process (GO): lipid droplet organization; lipid storage; phospholipid biosynthetic process
Cellular component (GO): endoplasmic reticulum membrane
Molecular function (GO): coenzyme A diphosphatase activity
Source: RefSeq, a predicted model, not a curated record